Molecule: messenger RNA, 3296 nt
Organism: Delphinapterus leucas (beluga whale)
Lineage: Eukaryota; Metazoa; Chordata; Mammalia; Artiodactyla; Monodontidae
Source: RefSeq, a predicted model, not a curated record
GGGUAAGAACCUCGGGGACAGUCAAGGCGGCAAGAGGGCGGCGAGAAGAGUUUCUAAUCCGGCUGCCGCCUCGCCCGACUCCAAUCGGUCGGAGCUCGAGCCCUUCUCUCCUCCUAGUAACCGGACGAAUUGGGUCUAAGGGCCCAAGAACAUAGAAACGACCGCGCCAACGCCAAAGGAACAAGGUUAGGACGAGACAAGUGGAGCGGUGGCCUUGAAAUUGGUGUUUGAAGAAUAAGAAAGGCCAAGGAGGAGGGCCCAGGAGAUGCUGCAGGAUAAGGGCCUGUCGGAGAGCGAGGAGGCCUUCCGGGCCCCGGGCUCGGUGCUCGGCGAGGCCAGCGCCGCCAACGCCGCCAACGCCCCCGAGCCCGCGCUGGCCGCGCCGGGCCUCAGCGGAGCCGCGCUUGGCAGCCCCCCGGGCCCCGGCGCCGACAUCGCCACCGCUGCCGCCGCCGAGCAGACUAUCGAGAACAUCAAGGUGGGCCUGCAUGAGAAGGAGCUCUGGAAGAAGUUUCACGAGGCGGGCACCGAGAUGAUCAUCACCAAGGCGGGCAGGAGGAUGUUCCCCAGCUACAAGGUAAAAGUCACAGGCAUGAACCCCAAGACCAAGUACAUCCUGCUGAUCGACAUCGUCCCUGCGGAUGACCACCGCUACAAGUUCUGUGACAACAAAUGGAUGGUGGCAGGGAAGGCUGAGCCGGCCAUGCCCGGAAGGCUCUACGUUCACCCGGAUUCUCCUGCCACUGGGGCCCACUGGAUGCGGCAGCUGGUCUCCUUCCAGAAGCUGAAGCUGACAAACAACCACCUGGACCCCUUCGGCCAUAUCAUCCUCAACUCCAUGCACAAGUACCAGCCGCGGCUACACAUCGUGAAGGCUGACGAGAACAAUGCUUUUGGCUCCAAAAACACAGCUUUCUGCACCCACGUGUUCCCAGAAACUUCCUUCAUCUCUGUGACCUCCUACCAGAAUCACAAGAUCACACAGCUGAAAAUUGAGAACAACCCUUUUGCCAAGGGGUUCCGGGGCAGUGACGACAGUGACCUGCGCGUGGCCCGGCUGCAGAGCAAAGAAUAUCCCGUGAUCUCCAAAAGCAUCAUGAGGCAGAGGCUCGUCUCCACCCAGCUGGCAUCCAAGCCUGACGUCAGCCCCCUGCAUGGGGCUCACCAGGCGCUCCAGCACUACCAGUACGAGAACGGGGCUCACAUGCAGUUCGCUGCGGCUGAGCCCCAGGACCUUCCCCUCAACACCUUCCCAGCCCAGAGGGACUCCAGCCUCUUCUAUCACUGCCUGAAAAGACGAGACAGCGCCCGCCACCUGGACUUACCCUGCAAAAGAUCUUAUCUGGAAGCUCCCACUGCAGUGGGGGAGGAUCAUUAUUUCCGGUCUCCCCCUCCCUACGACCAACAGAUGCUGAGCCCCUCCUACUGCAGUGAGGUGACCCCACGAGAAGCCUGCAUGUACUCAGGUUCAGGGACCGAGAUCGCCGGUGUGUCCGGGGUGGACGACUUGCCCCCGCCCCCACUGAGCUGUAACAUGUGGACGUCAGUGUCGCCGUACACGAGCUACAGCGUUCAGACCGUGGAGACUGUGCCUUACCAGUCCUUCCCCACGCACUUCACCGCCACCACUAUGAUGCCCCGGCUGCCCGCCAUCUCGGCUCCGAGCUCCCAGCCACCCGGAAGUGCCCACUUCAGCGUCUACAAUCAGCUCUCACAGUCUCAGGUCCGAGAGCGAGAGCGGGGGCCCGGCGCCUCCUUCCCGAGGGAGCGCGGCUUCCCUGGCACCGGCACCGCGUGCGAGCGGAAGCCGCCCUCGCCGCACCUGAAUGCUGCCAACGAGUUUCUCUACUCGCAGAGCUUCUCCUUAUCCCGGGAAGCCUCCUUACAGUAUCAUUCAGGAAUGGGGACUGUCGAGAACUGGACUGACGGAUGACUCUCAGGGCCCGCCCACAGCCCCAGUACCGGGUUGACCCAGCAUUAACCUCUGAGGGUGGCGUGCACUACCAAGAAACACAGGAAGGUAUCAUAAAGGGUGGGGUGUGAGUGCGCGUGAGCGUUUCUUUGGAGGGCAUCUAUCUUCUGACAUAAGACUGAGGCCAUGACAAAGGAAAAAACACACUAUCUCGGAAGUGAUUUUGGCUGCAGGACCUGGAUCCACUGUUAUCUGAUAUCUCUUGACAUGCCCAUGGGUGGGAUGGGAGUGGAGAGUUCAGGUGGUGAGGUCUCUCCCGCAGGGGAAGUCGGGGUGGGAGGGGUCUCUGCACAUCUUAAGAGCCCUGGCCUUGCAAGGGAGCUGAGAAUCUUGUUUUGGGAGCAGGAGGCCCAUUCCUUGGGCUUCCGGAGAUUCUGUGAGACCACGUGACAGGUGGGCUCAGCUAAGCCACGAAGCCCUUCUGGGAGAGGAGCGCUGACUGCUCAGUUAGUGGCCCGGAAAUUGAUCCCCGGAGCUCUGAGGUCUGAGGGACAAUUUUUAGAGAGUCAUGGGCUAAGUGCCACCUGAUGGGUAUUAAAACAUUGCUUUUUCCUUCAAGAGGGAAAACACAACCAGUAGCAUCUCUGGCAUCAUUCAGGUUUUCUUAUAACGUACAAAGCCCUUCCCCCUCCGUCCCCAGUAUACAGCCCCUCACCCUCUCUGGUGCACAAGACUCACCUCUCAGGCCCCAUCUGCGUCCUACGACUGGCCAGUAGGAAGCACACUUGACCUGGCAGUGUCCCCAGGAGACCACACUGGAGCUGCUGCCCAGCAGCUCUAGAGCCCGUUCUGCUCCCAGAAAAUCCUCGCCUCUGGAGCAAGAAAGCCCAACAGAAAUAAAAAUGAGAAUUCAGAAGACAUUCAUUUCUUCCAGUGAAUUCAGCCAGUGAGCUCAGAGGAGCAAGGAUAAUUCUUCUCCAGGGAGGUGGAUCUCGUCCUCAGCUCAGCUCUUUAGCAUUGAAAGUCACCAGACCGUCCCUGUGGCUGGUGUGAACUCUGUAAUCAAAUUUGGGAAAUCACUAAACUCUUUGCAUGCUGAAUAGCUAUUUAUAUAUUAUAUAAAUAAAUAAAUAAAAUAAAAUAUAUAAAUAUAUAUAUCUCACAAAUGCAGGCCACAUGUCCAAUUCAGCUUUGCUUUUUUACAAAUGAAUAAACUUAAUAAAAUGAACGUUGGAGAGGGUGUUUGGAAAGACAUCUAUUUAAAUCUUUAUUACACAUUUGAUGUUAAAAACAAAGAAUGGUUUAGAUAAAACAUACAAAUAAAUAAUUAUAUAUAAACACACACACACUACAGAUUACACUUUAUUAGAAGACACAUUAGCUA